GUUAUGUCUGAGCUCUGCAACUCAGACUCCAUUUUGGGGCUAGAUAUUCUACUUUAGUAAUUUAGUUAGUACUUUAAAUCUGCCUUGACUUUACUACUGCAACUGCUGUUUCGAAACCUGGAUUAUGCUAUAUCACAUUCAAGAGCUCUUAAAGAAACAGCUGUCUCCAGCUUGCCAAAAUCAUGGAGAAUGAAGUCUUUGCGUCUUUCGUUUUCUUUGCCACGCUCCUGAUCCUGAAAAUGUACGCGGUGGCCAUCAUUACGGGACAAGUGAGACUUCGGAAAAAGGCAUUUGCGAAUCCUGAGGAUGCUCUGAGACAUGGUGGCCUGGAGUUCUACAGAGAAGACCCCGAUGUGCAAAGGUGUCUCAGAGCUCACCGCAACGAUAUGGAAAACAUCUACCCGUUUUUGUUCAUCGGGUCAGUCUAUAGCUUCCUGCACCCCAAUCUGGUCGUGGCUCGGAUCCACUUUCUGAUUUUCUUCCUCGGCCGGAUGAUUCACACCGCGGCGUAUCUCCUCCAGAUGAGAGCCCCCAUCCGCUCGGUGGCCUACAGCGUGGCUCAGAUUCCGUGCUUCUCCAUGGCCCUACAGAUUGUCAUCUCAGCUAUCAAGCAUUAGCGAAAGUCAGUGACCUUUGUCCCCAGUGGCUUGUGUGAUGGGAAAGAGAGAAUGCGAAGGAUGGCAGAAAUCCAAGCAGAGGGAAUAAAUGUUUCAUCUGGGUUAUCGUUAGCUAGCUUUGACUUCUCUCUCAUGGGUGGAAAGGGACUGUAUUUGGUGGUGUUCUUAUCUCCUUGUCUCUGGUUGUAAGCUGUGGGUUAUAAUUCUGUAAGGUCUGAGGUUGCUUUGGAGAGAUUUAAGAUGUGGGCAUGCCCAGCACAUUAGGACCUGGCUGGGUGUGUAUGAAAAGAGGAUUUCUUCUGCAAAAAUUGAAGGAUGCAAUAUUUUUUCGUCUUGAGGGCCACCUUAGCUCAGUUGAAAUCUCUUGGGGGCUCUCUCCGUUCCAGCUAUGACUACGUUGAAGCCCGACAUGUGCUGAGUUAUGAAUGUGACUCUUAAUCUUCACACAGUUGUAACCGAAGAAGCAAAAAAAAAAAAAAACAUUAAAAGAAAUGUGCAUUCCA
Candoia aspera is the source of this 1120-nucleotide messenger RNA. RefSeq names its product prostaglandin E synthase (gene PTGES). NCBI's taxonomy places the organism in Eukaryota, Metazoa, Chordata, Lepidosauria, Squamata, Candoiidae. Gene Ontology annotation, biological process: prostaglandin biosynthetic process. Gene Ontology annotation, cellular component: membrane. Gene Ontology annotation, molecular function: prostaglandin-E synthase activity. The record is from RefSeq and is a predicted model, not a curated record. Bases 183 to 617 code for a protein of 144 amino acids. The transcript has 4 exons.